AUGAAAUGUUUAUAUUUGAUCUCCUUGAUUGUUGCUUUAUUUAAAGCGCAAGAACACUCAAAAGGUUGUGAUUCAUACCGAUAAUAUAAUAUCGAUUAUUAUGGAAAAUUGAUAUCGCAUCUCAGGUUAUCAAAUACUUCAGAUAUAAUUUUGGCAAAUAAUAGAUUAUUGAUAAUAGAUAACGAACUUAGUGUAUUAAGUUCACUUCCUAUUCCAAAAAUAAACAGUUCGUUGUGUGAAUGGAUAUUCAAUCAAAGUCCAGGAUUAAUAUUUGUAGGAUGCUAAAGCAAUGGAGAAGCACCAUAUUUAAUAGCUUAUAAAAUUAUUAAUAAUACUCAUCUUACAUAAUUUGGAGAUAUUGUGUAUUUCCCAUUGAAUGAAACUGUGAAUGACAUUAAGGGAACUUUAAAUACUUUAUUUACAAUUUAAAGUGAAAAAUUGACUUUUUUCAAAUUAAUAAUGACAUUAACAGAUUGGACUAUUUAAACAACUUAAUAUGUUUUAGAUCGUGAUUAUUUUGAUUUUUGGAUGUAUAAUGAAUUAUAAAUUAUGGAUUUAGAAUUUGAAACAUAUUGGUUAGAUAACAUAUAAUAUUAUAAACUUAUUAUAGUGGAAUAUUAGAGUGGAGCUUAUUGGGUGGAUACAAUUGUAGAAAAUAAUAUAUUAUCCCCUAUUAGAUUUGGGUAGAUUUAUUUAAAAUGCUGUAAUUUAAAGGCAACCAUUCAUUCAACUACUUAAAAUGAGUCAUUCAUAACAUUUACAAAAGGCAAUGGUGGCUAUCCUUUUUACAUAAAUAUAAAAUAUGAAAUUAUUACUUGGAUUCUUCUAGAAUUUGAUUCCCCAACUUUUGAUUGGAUAGCCAGUUCAAAACUUAAAUAAAUUGGAAAUGUAUAAGGUAUAAUGUAUAGAAACUCUAAAAAUAAAUAAAGUGUUCUUUGGCUUUAUAAUGUUGUACUACCUCAACCCUAAAAUCAAAUAGAAUCAUUAUAAACCGAUUAAUAAAAUCAAACCUAAGCAUUAAAGGCUUAUCCAAGAAUAGAUACAUUAACAUCACCACCAUAAGAUUACUCAAUUUUUUAUUUUAGUAGUGAAUUUACAGUUGUGCAUAGUAUUGAAGAUAAUAAAUUAUAAAGUUGUGAUCUUUACAAUUAUAAAAUUCAAAUGGAAUGA
Paramecium sonneborni is the source of this 1170-nucleotide messenger RNA. The record is from the annotation of a GenBank genome assembly. NCBI's taxonomy places the organism in Eukaryota, Ciliophora, Oligohymenophorea, Peniculida, Parameciidae.